AUGGACUUCCACGGCUCCUCGCCGUUCCCGGAGGGUGUCAUCUCCUUCCUGGACACGGAUCUUUACAAGUUGACUAUGCAAUGCGCCGUCUUGAAAUACUUCGCAGAUGUCAAUGUAUCCUAUGCAUUCCACAACAGAACCCCAGACAAGAAGCUCUCUAGGACGGCAUUCCGCUGGCUCCAAGCUCAGAUCAGCAAACUUGGAAAUAUCGCCCUCUCAAAUGACGAAUACCGCUAUCUGCAAACAACAUGCACGUAUCUUAACAAGCCUUAUCUUGAAUUCCUGAAGGAAUUUCGCCUUAAUCCCCGCGACCAGAUCGAAGCCACAUUUGCUCCCGACAACGACACUGGAGGCGACAACGAUGUUGGGACAUUCUGCCUCAUGGUUAAAGGACGGUGGGUUGAGACUAUUCUCUACGAAAUCCCUCUUUUGGCAUUGACAAGCGAGGCAUAUUUCCGGUUUAUGGACAAGGAUUGGACAUACGACGGCCAAGAAGAAAAAGCCUACGGUAAGGGAAUGCGCCUUCUGGAGGCCGGUUGCGUGUUUUCUGAAUUCGGGACCCGGAGACGGCGAGACUACCAUACCCAGGCAUUGGUCAUUCGUGGCCUAAUGAAGGCGAAUAAGGAAGCCGAAAAGACCGGCCUGCCCGGAAAGCUCUCAGGGACAAGUAACGUUCAUCUAGCUAUGAGAUUUGGCAUCCCACCUGUUGGGACCGUUGCCCAUGAAUGGUUCAUGGGGGUGGCAGCUAUCACUGGAGACUACAAGACAGCCACCACUACAGCAUUAAACUAUUGGGUUGACUGUUUUGGAGAAGGUGUGCUUGGAAUUGCCCUCACUGAUACUUUUGGUACUCCGGCCUUCCUGAAAGCUUUUGGUCAGCCUAUGACACAAAUGGCAGCUUCAGAACCUGGUGCCUUGGCUGAUGGUGUUGGUACCGAGGAAAUCCCUUCCAACACCCCGUUGGAUGUCCAGGGAGGAAAGCCAAAAUCCUUUGCAGACGUCUUCACUGGUGUUCGGCAGGAUUCAGGCGACCCGGUGAAUUUCGUGAAGAUGAUGCGAGAGUUUUAUGAUGAGGAGGGGAUCACUGAGAAGAAAACUAUCGUCUUCUCAGAUUCUUUGAACAUCGAUCUCUGUCUUGAAUACAAGAAGAUCGCUGACGCAGCAGGCUUCAACACAACAUUUGGCGUCGGAACUUUCUUCACCAAUGAUUUCGUGCAGCAAAGCACUGGGAAGAAGUCAAUUCCUCUCAACAUCGUUAUCAAGUUAGACUCUGCUGCUGGAAGCCAAGCGAUUAAAAUUAGCGACAAUAUCGGAAAGAAUACAGGUGAUAAGCAAACGGUCGAGAAGGUCAAGAAGGAAUUGGGAUAUGUUGAACGGGCCUGGGCGGCUGGUGACGAAGCACGGCGAUGGGGCUCGGAAGACGAACCUCAGAAGUAA
Messenger RNA from Venustampulla echinocandica, 1437 nucleotides. RefSeq names its product Nicotinate PRTase C-terminal. The transcript has 2 exons. The coding region runs from base 1 to 1437 and encodes 478 amino acids. Gene Ontology annotation, biological process: NAD+ biosynthetic process. Gene Ontology annotation, molecular function: nicotinate phosphoribosyltransferase activity. The record is from RefSeq and is a predicted model, not a curated record. Lineage: Eukaryota; Fungi; Ascomycota; Leotiomycetes; Helotiales; Pleuroascaceae.